This is a messenger RNA of Dujonia railenensis, 3459 nucleotides long. NCBI's taxonomy places the organism in Eukaryota, Fungi, Ascomycota, Pichiomycetes, Serinales, Debaryomycetaceae. The record is from the annotation of a GenBank genome assembly.
AUGACACAUCGGCUUGAAAGUCCAAGGUCAGAGGGAGCGACUGGAAGUUUUCUGGACUUAGCAAUUGACCUUGACUCUAUAUACAACACCUAUGCUUCACAACCGAACAAUGAUUCCGUUGAAACUUUAGACUCGGAUAAGAAUCAAGCGCCAAUUGAACCAAAAUCAAUAAGACGAUAUCUUGAACACCAUCCUUCGUCACCUCCCACCAUACCAGGACCCCACCAUCAGUACCAUCAGCAGUUCUUAGGCUCAGAUUUUGAAGAUAAUUCCCUUUCUAAUAACAAUUCAACUUCAAAUUUAUCGUCAGGAUCAUUCGACUUUAAUAGCAGUCAAUUGCGUCCACAGGUGGUGACAAAUAGUUCAUUAAAUGUAUUGAUAAACCCAGUAGAAGAAGAUAGGGGUAUUCUGGCCGUGACGCUGGAAGAAGAUGAUAGUCAAAUUGCAGAAAUUGAGGAAGCCCCUCCAUCGUCACCAUCUACCCUACCACCACCUGUACCUCGCAUUGCGGUACCAACAACCACACCUACCAAUAAUAUUGCGAAAUCUACUCCAAAAGGUGUAAACCCCGUAGAUAAGCUCAAAAAUAUCGAAGCAGACAAAUCAUUAUCGCAGUUGCUGGUCAAACUGCUGGACGAAUGGGCAGCUGUUAAGCAUGUCCCUGACCCUGAAGAUUCCAACAACUACAAAGUCAUUAGAAGAACCGUUUCAGAUUUCAAAUUCGGAAAGAAUCUUGGAGAAGGUUCUUAUUCAACCGUGGUACUUGCCACUGACAAGCAUACAUCACGGAAAUAUGCCGUGAAAAUAUUAGACAAGAGACAUAUCAUUAAAGAGAAAAAAGUUAAAUACGUUAACAUCGAAAAGCACGCCCUAAAUCGAUUAAUUGAUAGAACCGGGAUUAUUUCAUUAUAUUUUACCUUUCAAGAUAAACAUUCAUUAUACUUUGUAUUGGAAUAUGCUCCCAAUGGAGAGUUGUUGAGCUUAAUAAAAAAGUAUGGCACAUUAAAUGAAGAUUGCACAAGAUACUACGGGGCACAAUUAUUGGAUGCCAUAAAAUAUAUGCAUGAUAACGGAGUUAUCCAUAGGGACAUUAAGCCUGAGAAUAUUUUGCUUGAUGAUAGAUUAAGACUCCAAGUCACCGAUUUCGGAACGGCUAGGUUACUUGAGAAAAAGAGCAAACCAGGAGCAAAUGCUGAAGGGAACGAAGAAAAUGAUCUGGAAGAUUACCCAGUGGACGUUAGAGCCAAGUCCUUUGUAGGUACUGCGGAAUACGUCUCCCCUGAAUUAUUGGAAAGUAAAUAUUGUGGAAAGCCAGGUGAUAUUUGGGCGUUUGCAUGUAUAAUUUAUCAAAUGAUUGCAGGUAAGCCACCAUUUAAAGGACUGAAUGAAUAUCAAACGUUUCAAAAGAUUACCAAGUUACAAUAUGCAUUCAGUGCUGGGUUCCCCGUUGUGAUUAGAGAUUUAUUGAAGCAAAUAUUUGUACUUCAACCUUCCAAAAGAGCAAAUAUCCCAAUGAUUCAACUGCAUUACUUUUUUCAAUCUGUUAACUGGGACGAUUUUGAUCUGAUUUGGGAAGAAAGGCAUCCAGAACUUGGUCCGUACAAAAUGAACGCCAAAUCAAUGAUGAAAGUUCCAGAAUUAAACAAAAACCUAUCUCAACAAACUAUUCCACAAGUGUCAUCACUGAGGAAGAUUAGUAGUAAAAAUGGUGACGCAAGUAAACGUGAAAAGAACAACAAAGUUAAUGCAGCCAGUGUAGCUGCAUAUGUACUAAAUAAGAAUGAUGAACAUGACGAAAAGGAUGUGACCGACGACGAGGAUAAUCAGAGAACGUCGACAGGAUCUUCUGGGGGUGGAAAAGGAGGCUCAGCCUCUUCAAGUAGACCAAGUACAUCUAGGAAAACGACUGCAGCAAAACCAAGACCCACUGCUGAUUAUAUUCCAGGAACUAAUAUCUUAAGACCAACAGUAAACUCUCAAGCGAUUAGAACGCUUACCUCAUCAUCAAGAAAAGCUCUGACGAAUUCUUCUUCGUCCUCAUCAUCGGCAGGUAAACCUAAAAGUAAAGUUAUGGAAGUGGGUCCGAUAACUCCAUUAGAAGUAGCAUGGGGUUCAUAUUUGAAACAUUCCGAUGAAAGAAUUUUAAAAAUUGGACCUGUUAUCUGUCACAAGCAAGCAACGGAUGUGUUUGAGAAGAAACACAAAGGUUUGCUCCACGAUUCACCUCUUGGCUGGUAUGGUAGCAAGCAAAUGGCUACAAGACAAUCUUCUAGUUUGUUGACUCAAGUAGUCAAUGGGUCAAACUUUGGGUUGAGAGCAGGACAACAGGCGACUUCGAGUCCUGCACCACUGUCUAGUGGUGAAUAUCUCGAGGAAGAUGAGGCCAUUGUUGACCACUACGCGAUGACGAGUGCACCAAAGAGAAGCCUGUCCACUGCAUCCACUUCGUCAUCAUCCACUAAGGACAAGAGUAAGUCUUCAUUUAUUUUAAAGAAGUUAUUAAAAUCACAUCACAAUAGUAGCAACGAGGAAUCUGGAGAUGACGAUCAUGCAACUUCUCAUCCACUCUUAAAACCCAAAACAUGUACCUUGCUAAUUACGACUCACGGGAGAGUAUUAAUUUUCCUUCGUGAUGAUAACGAAACAAAUUAUAAACUCGUCACGGAAAUCAAGAUACCAUUCCCUUAUAUUCAAUUUAAGGAAGUAAUUUCUGCCGCUUCUUCACUGAAAUUUGGUCAAAAGUUGUUACCUACUAUGGGAACUUUUGCCAUUGAAUCAUGUAUUACGACAUUUAUUUUUGAAGUUGAAAAAUUCGAUGUUAAUAGCUACACAGAAGCAUUGGCUAAAUCAAAAUUGAACCAGUUGGAAAGAGAAAUCGAAGCAAGUCAGCCUCUUGGUCUGAGUGGAAGUGGUUCUUCGAAUGGAAAAUCAAAAUUGCAAGAUUCUCCGGUGAUACAAGCCAGAGCAUCAACCCCUGUUGCUCCUGUUGUAGCCCCAGCUUCUCCCAAUUUACAAUCAUCUCCUUAUAAUCGUGGGACAGGUCAAUCGCCUAGAAUAAAGUCACCAGAAGUGCUGCAAUCUAAGGAUAAGCAACUGCAGCAACUGGGCAAUGGUGGGCUACUUGCAAGUAGAAUGUCCAAGUCAAUUAAGCGUAAACCCCCACCUUCAGUUUACCCUUCUGGAAAUAGCUUGCUAGACAUGUCUACCGGACUUGGCUCGAAUACAAAUUCUGCGGCGGAUAAUGGAACACUACAUGCAGCUCAGUUGGCAGUUGCAAACAAUGAGAGGAACCGACCACAUAGUGAUUAUCAGCAGAGAACAAGCUUUACUAAGGAUGACGCAGGCUAUUUUGGAAGUAGGAAUACAACUGGUGCCCAACCAACCAAUGGAAAUAAACCGGUAGGAGCAAUUACUUCCUUAAAUUCAAAGUUUCUUUCUAGAAGUCAAAGGAAGAAAUAG